AUGAGCUCGUCAACGUCGUCGACGUCAACCUCGGGACCCAAAGACUUGCCAGGGGAAAAGGAGGCAAUCUAUAGCGUUGGUAGUCAGACAUUUUUCUCAUUUGCCUCUCAAUUUCUUUCUUUCUUUCUUCUAUCUAUCUAUCUAUCUAUCUAUCUAUCUAUCUAUCUAUCUAUCUAUCUAUCUGUUUGUCUGUCUUCCAGUCUACUGUUAGAUUUCUUUCUUUCUUUCUUUCUUUCUUUCUUUCUUUCUAAGUAUAAUAGAUUUCUUUCUUUUUUUUCCUUUCUACUCUGUUUCCCUCUCUCUGUCAUUUUCACUCUUCUUGUUCUUGUUGUUCUUCUUUUUUUCUUCCUCUUUUUCUUCUUCUUUUUCGUCUUCGUUUUCUUCUUCUUCUUUCUCUUUUUCUUCUUUUUUCUUCGUUUUCUUUUUCUUCUUCUUAUCCUUCUUUUUUCUUCUUUUUCCUCUUCUUGUCUUAUUUUCUUCUUGUCCUUUCUUUUCUUUUCUUCUUCUUUUUCUUCUUCUAUUUUCAUAGCAAUCUUCUUUCUUUCUUUCUUUCUUUCUUUCUUUCUUUCUUUCACUACUCCUAAUGUGGUUUUCUUAUUUUUUUUUGGUUUAACUUAA
Messenger RNA from Acanthosepion pharaonis, 618 nucleotides. NCBI's taxonomy places the organism in Eukaryota, Metazoa, Mollusca, Cephalopoda, Sepiida, Sepiidae. The record is from the annotation of a GenBank genome assembly.